This is a messenger RNA of Phyllopteryx taeniolatus (common seadragon), 1953 nucleotides long. It is a transcript of the gene rexo4, whose product is annotated as REX4 homolog, 3'-5' exonuclease. Gene Ontology annotation, cellular component: nucleus. Gene Ontology annotation, biological process: rRNA processing; DNA catabolic process. Gene Ontology annotation, molecular function: 3'-5' exonuclease activity; nucleic acid binding. The transcript has 8 exons. The record is from RefSeq and is a predicted model, not a curated record. The coding region runs from base 260 to 1507 and encodes 415 amino acids. NCBI's taxonomy places the organism in Eukaryota, Metazoa, Chordata, Actinopteri, Syngnathiformes, Syngnathidae.
UUGGCUGUCACACAAAGCGGAAGUCGCUAUUUCUGCCUGGGUUUGGCGCAUGGGUUAGAUUUUUUUAACAUGUGAGCGUGUGUCCAUGCACAAAACACGCAAAUGUGAAUAUUUUAUCCGCUUUUGACGCGUUUACCUUACACGACAGAAGCAACAUUACACGCGUGCCAUAGUAACCUAACUCAUGACGUUGAUACGACAGCAACCGCGUGGAUGCUAACCAACUCCUCACCGAACUUAAUUUACACAAAGUGUUCAAAUGAAAGUUGUUGUAAUGUCGAAGGUGAAGCCGAAGAAAAAGAAGCAGCUCUCCUCCGAAACAGGAAAAGACAAUUCUGUGAAAAAGAAAAAGAAGUACCGGAUACGAAUGAAGUUCAAAAAGAAAGCCAAGGAGGAAAAAAAGGCCCCAAGUCAGCUCACAAGACCUCCAAAAGAUGCCAAACUUUUUUCUUCCAACUGGAAAGCAUUACAAGAGAUUUUAAAGUCCAAUCAGAUGACUGCAAUUGAGCCAAAGACACCCCAACAACAACCUAGCGGUCCUCAGCAAGAAAAGAAAAACAAAGCAUCCACAAAUGUACAUCAGAACAAUAUCUCCUCCAGUAAGACUGAUUCAGAACAAAAAGUCAAACACAAAAGUGUUGACUCUCAGGCUAAAAUUCCCGUUGUGACCGACGCAAAUCAGUCAGCUGCAUCUAAAAGGAAAAAUGCGUUUAAAGCAAACGGCCAAGCAGCCAAGAAGCAGAAAGUCGAGGCGAACGAGUCCAAACCUACGGAGGAGGACAUUUGGUUUGAUGAUGUGGAUCCUGAUGACAUCGAGGCGACGGUGGGGGCGGAGGCAGCAGAGAUCAUGAGGAAGAGGCAAGGCGUUCACAAGAAAGACACGCACUACACGCUGGUCAAGGAGAAUGCUUUUCAGGGUCUGACCAGAGCAGUCGCCAUCGACUGCGAGAUGGUAGGCGUCGGUCCCGACGGCGAGGACAGCAUCUUGGCGCGCGUCUCUCUCGUCAACCAGUUCGGGAAGUGCGUCUAUGACAAGUUCGUCAAGCCAAGCGAGAAGGUGACCGACUACAGGACGGCUGUCAGCGGCAUCCGGCCACAGGACAUCAAAGAUGGAGAGAACGUAGCGACGGUGCGGAAGGAAGUUGCCGAGAUCCUGAAGGGAAGAAUAGUGGUUGGGCACGCCCUACAGAAUGACUUCAAGAUCUUGCUCCUGGAUCACCCGAAAAAGAAAAUACGAGACACCCAGAAGUAUAAACCCUUCAGGAAAACUGUCAAGACGAACCGACCUUCGCUGAAAUUACUUUGUAAAGAAAUACUCAACGUCAAUGUCCAGCAGGGCGAACAUUCCUCUGUCCAGGAUGCGCAGGCCACCAUGAGGCUGUACACGCUGGUGAAGAAACAGUGGGAGGCCGACAUCAAAAACAGCGCGGACGAGAAACGCGAAAAGCGCAAGCCCAAGUCUCCCAAGAACGCGAGCAAGCGUCGUGUCGCAGGUUUGUCCUUUUGAAGUGAAAGAGAUGGACUCUUUACGUCAACAAAGACUCUUUUUAGUACUCCUUGGAACCUAAAAGUGACUGAAAAGAAUUUUUGAUGGGAUUAAGCGGGAUAUAAAAAAAAAAAUAAUAAUAAUAAAUCACCAACUGAGCAAUAACUCCAGCUUCAGUGGAGGAAAGCAAGCCAAACAAAAUGCGUGGAUAGAACAGAAAGGCAUUUUGGGAUAUCUUCCAUAUACGUACAUACUUGGUUUCCUGAAUGUUUACAUAAACGUCAGGAGACUUCAGUGUUCUACAUUUACAUGCAUUUCAGCGAACCUCGAAUCUCCGCUAAUGGCUGUGGAUUUGCGAAACGUUUUCUCUUAAUUGGGUGUCCAACUUGGUUUGUUAUGUUCAUUUGCUGCUUGCCUUGAGUUGCACGGUGUCUGUACAGUUUGAAUAAAAUAUAAAUAAAAAGUCA